Messenger RNA from Labrus bergylta (ballan wrasse), 3248 nucleotides. RefSeq names its product quiescin Q6 sulfhydryl oxidase 2 (gene qsox2). Gene Ontology annotation, cellular component: Golgi membrane. Lineage: Eukaryota; Metazoa; Chordata; Actinopteri; Labriformes; Labridae. Gene Ontology annotation, molecular function: protein disulfide isomerase activity; flavin-dependent sulfhydryl oxidase activity. The record is from RefSeq and is a predicted model, not a curated record. Gene Ontology annotation, biological process: protein folding.
UUCUCUGUUGCUCUCUCUGCUGUAAACACAACCACAACUAGCUGGUAGCGGAGCAGCUGCUCUCAUGUCUCCUCGGACCCCUGUGAUUGUUUUUGGAAGAAACUCUCGAGAUUAGUGACGGCCUUGCUCUCGGUGUGUCCCUCCCCCGGACAUCAGGGAUGCUCCGGUUCUGGUUCAAAGCGGCGGUCGUUCUCUGGCUCGUCCCCGGGUGUCUGGCAACCGCAGCCAGGCUGUACACGGAGGAGGACCCGCUGGUGAUCCUAAGCAGCAGUAGCCUAAAGCCCACCGUCAGUAACUCUACCUCGGCCUGGAUGGUCCAGUUCUUCUCCUCCUGGUGUGGUCACUGCAUCCAGUACUCCAGCACAUGGAAGUCUUUGGCCCGGGACGUCAAAGACUGGCAGCAGGCUCUCAGUGUGGCUGUGUUGGACUGCGCUCAGGAGGAAAACUUCGAUGUGUGUAAAGAGUACGGCAUCAAAUUCUACCCAACAUUCAAAUACUUUCAUGCUCACAGUCCAGAGACAGACAGAGGGACAAUUUACAGAGGUGCAGACAGAGAGAUCCAGUCAGUGAGACAGUUGAUGGUGAACAUCUUACAGAACCACACCAAGCUCAACUGGCCUGAUCACUGUCCUCCACUGAAACCAUACAGCUCUGUGGAGCUGCUGCCUCUCUUAGGUCAAAGGUCAGAUCACUACACCGCCAUCAUCAUAGAGGAACCAGACUCCUUCGUAGGACGAGAGGUGAUCCUGGACCUGCUGCAGUUCUCAGGUUUAGAGGUAAAGAGAGCUUUGAGCUCAGAUCUCCCCCUGCUGGAUGCCCUGAAGGUCUCUACCUUCCCCUCCAUCUACCUGCUGCACCCGAAUGCAACACACUCACAACUGCAUGUUCAGAAGCAGUUACGUUUCUUCUUCUCCUCCUUGUUGAGAACAUUACCUGGAGUUCAGCGCCAGUUGAACUCAGGCAGCAGUUCCAGUGGAGGCCUAUUGGGGGUGCUGUCUGACAAACAGAGCAGUGAACCCUGGAGAGACUUUGACAGGUCAAAGGUGUACACAGCUGAUCUGGAGUCAGCCCUCCACUACCUGCUGAGAGUAGAACUGGCUACCCAUAGUUACCUAGAGGGGGAGGAGCUAAAGAUCUUCAAGGACUUUGUCGUUCUGGUGGCAAAGUUGUAUCCAGGUGGGGGUUCUGUGGUGAAGCUGAUGGAGACUCUCUCUGAUUGGCUUCUCAGUAUGCCGCUGAAACGAAUUCCCUACCAGGCGGUCCUUGACCUGGUGGACAACAAGAUGAGGAUUUCAGGUGUAUUUCUAGGGGCGGAGCUUCACUGGGUUGGUUGCCAGGGCAGCAGACCGGGGCUCCGAGGUUACCCAUGUUCCCUGUGGACUCUAUUCCACGUCCUGACAGUCCAACAUGACGCCAAACCCACCGCACUAGAAAACACAGGUCUGGAGCGCGACGCGGCCCCGGUGCUGCAGGUGAUGCGUCAGUACAUCCGGACGUUCUUCGGCUGCGAGCAGUGCGGACGACACUUUGAAGAGGCAGCAGAGGAGAGCAUGAACAAAGUGACUAACAAAGAGCAACAGAUCCUCUGGCUGUGGAACCAACACAACAUGGUCAACUACAGACUGGCUGGCUCUCUGAGUGAUGACCCCCUCUUUUCCAAAGCUCCCUGGCCGAGCCCCUCCCUCUGCUCCUCCUGCCAUGAAGAGAAGAAUGGCGUCCAUGUCUGGAACCAAGACAACGUCCUCCUCUUCCUCCAACAGCACUACGGAGCCUCCAACCUGUCCCCCAAAUACUCCAUGACUCCCCCACAACUCCCUGCACCUCCUCAAAAUCUUGAAGCUGAUGCUGCGCAACAGACCAGCCAGCCACAGGAUGAGCACAGAGAUGUGAAAGGAGGAGUGGAAGAGAUGAAGGAGAUAGAGAAGAUAGCUGAGGAAAAAACAGAGCCUCAACCUGUUGACAAGGCUUUGAGGGGAGAUGGGAGGGGGGAGGUUUUGGACCUGGGGGUUAAAGUUGGGAGAGAAGGAGGAGGAGGUGUUUGGAUUCUGGGUCUUGGUUUCAACAGCGUAGACAUGAGUCUGUGUGUGGUCCUGUAUGUCUGCUCCUGCCUCUUCCUCAUGCUCCUCUUCUUCUUCUUCAAAGUCCGAUCCAGGAGGUGGAAACUCAGAUACUCCCGCCUCCACGUGUGACCAUGAUCAGACUGGCUCAGUCUGGACCAGACUCCAUUAAACUAGGCCCAGACAUGAUUGAACCACCUCUGGAUUAGGGGGUUUUUAGCUGUAUUAAAGGGCCAGUCCUCCAGAUUAACAGCCCUUUUAGGAUAAUAGACUUCAGUGGCUCAGAUGUGGAACCUCUUCUGAAUUUGUUCUAUUUAAUGAACCUCCUGUUUUGAGUUAUUUAUUUUUACAUUUAGAACUUUGGACUUUGUGACCAGGUGUGUCUUCAAAACUGUGUGUCAUACUGGGACUGAACACUGGUUAUGCUGUGUUCACUUUGUGCCAAGUGUUAAACCUUCUGACAGGUGACACACCUGUUCUCUUUGGCCCCACCCUCUUGUACACAAACUCUGGUGGGUUGGUGUUUCUCUUAUAUGUGAAUCAUUGAGCCGUCCUGAAGAUGGAUCUCUGCAGACAGGCUGAUCUAUUGAUAGGAAGUUUUAUUGGUUGGUCAAUUUUGCUUUUUUGGGCCCUCUGAUGUUGACUACAGACACAAAUUGUAACUGACAAUAAGGAAAGUUGUUUGCAAAUCCAAGAGUUUAGAUUUUUUAAAAUGUUUUUGAAACUGACCAAAACAGCCGACUCUAUCGUGGACAGUAUAUUUUUACUGUUGUGUCGUAUAAAUACUGUUGAUGUGAAUGUAAAUAAAUACAGCAAGUUUUUAGAAACAAAAGUGAAAUCCAGUUCUGAAACCUUUCAACCCAUCAAUAACAACUCUCAACACAUACGCAGAUAUUAUAAUGACUGAACUAGAAUAAUCUGUGUGUUUGGCGAAAGCAGUAUUAUUAUAAAAAUUUAAUUAAUUUUGUUCAUAAUAAAUAGCCUGGAAUUUCUUUUUUCAUUGCUGUUUGGCUGUUUAUUUUCAACUCUUUGGUCAAAUACACAAGAAAAAACCUGCAGUUUAGAAUGAAUGAUUAAAAAAAGACAACGUUACAGAAUCCUUGUUAACACAGUAUGUUCAGUGUAAAAGUCAAAAACAUAUUUUAAUGUGUGGAGAAAAAAGACAGAAAUCAUAAAUAAAGAGAGUAAAAA